Procambarus clarkii (red swamp crayfish) is the source of this 5855-nucleotide messenger RNA. The record is from RefSeq and is a predicted model, not a curated record. NCBI's taxonomy places the organism in Eukaryota, Metazoa, Arthropoda, Malacostraca, Decapoda, Cambaridae.
UGCCUCGUCCAGCGUGCCUCGUCCAGCGUGCCUGGCCCAGCGUGCCUCGUCCAGCGUGCCUGGUCCAUCCGGCCCCAACCUUGCCACUGGUCAUAAACUCCCUCGUGUGACUGCGAGUGUCUUGUUAUCGUAGCGACGCGCGAGCCAUAAUACUCCAGAAUUUAACAAGUGUUAGACUGAACAGUGUGUGUAUAAUUAUGUGUUAACACAGGCGCCCUUCAAGGUCAGCCUGGAGAAGCUAACUGGAAGGUUGGCGGUUGUGAGAGAGGAGCCUAUUGGCACACACACACACGCACGCACUCACGCAUGCACGCACGCUGAGCGUCCAUAGCUCGCAAGAUCGCAUUGUUUUAAACCCUUGAAAUUAGGACUUUAGGACGAGUCGCUGAUCUAAUAAAAUAUUCUUAAAACAUCAAUUAAAAGUCUUGUGAACAUUAGGACUAGACGCGGCGGAUGAAGCCCCUGGGUGGAAGACUCCAGCGGGGAGUGUGAAGGAAGAGGUGAAGCCCCACCUGGUGUAGCAGCGGCUACAGCAGGUGACAGGUACAGUCUCCCUCUCCCGCCCCACUCCCACCACACCUCCACACCCCGCGAGACCUCUCUCAACCAAAACUCCACACCCCGCGAGACCUCUCUCAACCAAGCCUCCACACCCCGCGAAAUCCCUCUCAACCAUACCUCACGCUGCGAGACAACCUCACUCAACGAGACUGCAUUCAACGAUAUCUUACUCCACGAAAUCUCGCUCCAAGAGACGUCAGGCUGCAGCAGCACACUAGGUAGGACUUGGGUAUCUUCCCAGGGCGCUGCUGCUCACCCUACACCACGACCGGACGACACACGCCCGACGACCACCAGUCAGCGUCAUACUGCAGUGUUGCAGCCAACCGCUGUGUGCAGCCGCGACUGUGAAUCUAGAUUUAAAUUGUCGAUUAAGUGCACGAAAUUAAUUUUGAACAUUGUGUAAUUAGCGGACACUUCAGUGUUUAUGUUACUUCCUGAAAAAUUAAAAGCCAAAGGAAAAGUUAAAAAACAAGUGAAUCAAAGUGGUGAGAAUUUCGUACCCAUACGGACCAUCGCCCUGGAUUACUAUACACUUCGGACCAACACUUCAGACAUACAAUUCAAGGUGGAGCGCCUCUCCGAGUACGAGCAGUACUUCGCGUCCCUGUUGGUGGACACCCACCCGGACCACCCGGACCACCACCACCUGGCCCACCACCACCACACUCUCACACAGUUGGUGAGGCGCGGGGAGGCGGAGGAGAGUGAGGUAGAGAGGAUCCAGGAGCUCUUCCCCCAUGACGACCUGCGGCUACAUGAGCGUCACCCAGUCACUCAGAAGAUGAAGGGGCUAAUGAGGAAGCGGUCGACGACGGCGGCGCGGCUGCAGCGGGCCUUCAGCGCCAAAGGACUCCGCGGACCCAACCCCGACCACCAGCACAACAACAACAAAGACAGCACCAACAACAACAACAAUGGCAGCAGCAGCGGAGGGCUGCCGCCCAACAGGACGAGGGAGGGAGGACCCAAGCGUCAGUUCAUCAUGGAGACGCCCGUCACCUUCACCACCGGAGUGCAGGCCCAGGAGCGGCACCUCUUCCUCUUCACUGACCUCCUCCUCGUAGCUAAGGCCCGGAGUGGAGGCAACUUCAAACUAAAGGAGAAGGUGCGGGUGUCGGAGAUGUGGCUGUCCUCCUGCCUCGACGAUGUCUCCGAGGUCGCCAAGAGUCAUGAUACAUCCUUCGUCAUGGGCUGGCCUACCACCAACGUUGUCGCCUCCUUCAGCUGUGUAGCCACCAAGGACCUGUGGUUCAACAAGCUGUGUCAGGUGAUAACUGAAGAGCGGGACAAGGAGCCGCCGUCCACCACCAUCCAGGUCACGUACUACGACCCUGUCAACAGCAUCGACUUUAGUAAGAUGGUGAGCAUCAGUUCAACGACAACAGCACGUGAGUGUGUGGCCCUUACUUUGGAUCACCUAGAGAUGGGUGGAGCAGACACCUCCCAGUUCCAGCUGUGGGUGAAGACUGGUCUUGAUGACUCCCCCUACCCGCUCAUUGGCCAUGAGUAUCCUUUCGCUAUCAAGCUCAACUGUGUAAGAGAUCUUCUGCAGGACUGUGAUGCUGAGCAGUGUAAUAACCUGUAUAACACUGAGCUGGUCACUCGCUGUCAGUUCAUCCUUCGACAGGCCCGGAAACUUUCCUUUGAAUCUCCUGAAGGGGUGAAAAAGGUCUCCAAAAAGGCCCGCAAAUCCCCCAUCAGGAUACACAGAGUGUUUAAGAGAUCUAAUAGCAAAGGGGAAUGUCUGGAUGGGAGUGUGACCUCAUGUGCUGGUGCCCUGUAUGGCCAAUCCUUAAUCAAGCUGGUGGAACCAGAGCACAUGUUGCCGAAACCUGUCAUGGACAUGCUGUUGCAGUUGUUCAUGAAAGGACCCUUCACAGUGGGGAUCUUCCGCAAGUCUGCUAAUGCAAGGCUAGUGCGGGAGUUGCGGGAAAAACUUGACACAAGUGAUGCAGAUGGUGCGAUUGACCUGGACAACGUGCACAUCACUGCUGUUGCAGCCCUUCUCAAAGAUUUUCUUCGCUCCAUGCCUGACUGCUUGCUAGUUGCUGACCUGUAUGAGGAGUGGCUGGAGUUGUCACAAAUUGAUGGCAUAAGAGAGCGUAUUUCAAGAACACUUCUUCUGUGUUCUCGAAUGCCCCGUGCACACCUCAUCCUUCUUCAGCAUUUCCUGUGUGUACUGCAUCAUAUUGCUCGACGUGCUUCUGAAAACAUGAUGUCCGCAUCUAACCUAGCUGUAUGUGUUGGGCCGUCCAUUUUGUGGCCAUCUUCCCCAGUGUUAGCACUUAGUCCAGAAGCCUCAAAACAAGUGCCUGCUAUAGUGGAGUUUCUCAUUGAGAGAUGUGGGGAUAUAUUUGGCCAAGAUAUACUUCAUUUAUUAGGUAAUCCUCCAGAGCGUGACCCCAUGAGGCAAGACAGUGGAGCAGAAGAGUCAGACAGCCUACACAGUCUUCACAGUGGUCACAGUCUACACAGUUCUAGCGGGAUGAGAAGGGAUGAUAGUAGCAUCGAUUCCUUGGAACGAGAACUGCUCGUGGAAGGUGAACUGUCUCCACUGCCUCGGAAGGACAAGAUGUCUCUGACAAAUUUGAGCCGUGACUCUGGUCUCACCAUGAGUGACUCUCAGCUGUAUACACCUGAUGAAGAAGAGAGUGAGUCAACCAGCUCUGGCCACUCUGGGGCUGACAAGAGUGUUAGCAAUUAUAGCAGUGGUGGCCAUUCAGAACGUUCUGGAGAUCGUUUCCAGCAUUAUGCAGCCCCAAAUAAUCCUAAUGCAAUAUAUGCAGCUGUAUAUCGUCGACCUGAAAAGGUUCCAAUGGGAUAUGAUGACCCAGAAAAUUAUUAUGCAGCACCCAGUAGAGAACAUGCUCGAAUACAAAUCACAUACUCUACACCUGGAUAUUCCCAGGGUCCUCCUCCAGGCCAAGGAAAGGAAUACACCAGAGUUUACCAUAGUCGCCAAGACAGAAUGAGUGAUGUCUAUCGGAAAGGUCAAGACGAAGAGGCCAUAUAUAGCGUGCCAGCUGGAUCAUCAGGCAACAUUGUUAACCCCCCUCCAUUUGUUGUAAACUCUAACUUCCAGCGACAUGACUGGAUGCGGCGGCGCUCAAAUCUUCGAAAAGUAUCUCGCUCAAGCAGUGGUGAUGGAGGUCUGGUAAGAUCCACAUCAGAAGAGAGUCUUCUUAAUAAAUAUAAUGGUCUUGAUUAUGGUAUUUCCCUGGGCCCAGUCAACAUCGAUGACAAGCGACCGGCACAACACGCAAAAGGACGUGCCCCUCCACCGCCACCAGGUGAGGAAAAUGAAAACUGUUCUGGCCCUGGAGGUAGAGAGUCUCCAAUCCGGAGGUCUAAGUCAGCCCACUAUUUAACAGAGCCACCUCGUGAUGUUGAUAAAUUAGGUCACUCUCCCGACAACACUCCGGCUGUAUCUCGAUCAUCAUCCCAUGAUGCUGUUUCAUGGCAGCGCUCCCGCUCCACACCCCAAAUACAUGAUGAGGCCGAUCGAUCUUAUGAUUCAUCCACUUUGAGUGAUGAUGAUUCAACACCACAUGUUUCACGGUCUAAUUCCAGAGGAAAAGAAUAUGGUGGUGGUGGUCUUAAUGCCUGGGAAGCAGUUUAUGGUACAGAGAACACUCCCUCUGACUCCGGUGAAUCACACAACUCUCGAAAUUCCUCCUUCAAGAGCGAACGGACAGGAAGCAUGUGUACAGUGGUAUCUGCAGGUAGCACAUCAACCCUUGCAUCAAAUCCUCCAUCCUAUGAAGAAGCUCUCAAUAGACGUUCACUCAUGUACAGAGGUGGACAACAGCAGGGGCACCAAUCCCAAGGAUCUCCUUCUGGAAGAGAUGCACACUUUGCUGAAUUUGCCAUAAGAGAAGAAAAAAUGAAAUCUGCAAGAGCCAAACAAUUGUAUGAAGAAUCAUUGAGAAUAUAUCAAGAGGAAAACACUUACCCAGGUGAUCUGGUACGUGCUUCCCCAGCACAAGCUGAAGACAGUGAUGAGUAUGAACGGCCACCGCCCUUGCCACCCAAGUCUGAGCCACCUCCCCUGCCUCCCAAGCAACGUGGGAGCCGUAGGGUGAGUGAUGGUCUGGGUCGCCUCAAGCACCUUCCACCCGUACAUGUGGAAACCCAUGCUCGAAAGUCCCGCUCAGUCACCUCCCUCCCAACCUCCUAUGGGUGCGAUCCACCUUAUCACAAAACUAUUAUAUACACAGAUGACAGUCCCCCAUCACUACCACCCAAGGAACGUACAGUAAUUGAAAUUGAUUCAGCAUACUCUCAGUAUCCAGAGUCUAGAGUAAAACAGACCACAAGUAGAGCUGUGUCACCACCCAGGGUAGAAAAAAAGAGUAUAGAGACUCAGACAGAUGAUUAUGACCUUGACGAUGAGGUGAAAGAUGAGGGCAUUCAGACAUCAGGGACAUGGGCAGUGGAAUCUCACGUGACGUCAGUAUCUGUCCCCGACCCCAACUCCCAUAAUGACAAACGUAGAGGGAGAACACGUAGACGAGACUCUUCAGCAUCCCACCGUAGCAAAAGCGUCCCUACUCGAGAGACAGGCCCUACUCAGCAUCCUGACUCUGAUGAUGAUCAAGAGGAGGAAGAGUGGGGCUAUCACCCCACACCAUCCUUGCAGGAUUUUCCAGGUCCUCCCGUGCAUCGUGACAUAAACCCAUUUGACACUGAUCUUAGGCAAGAAAUAAGUUGGUCAGUAUCACAGCUUCGCGCAAUAUUUGGUGAAACUCUAACAGGAGCUAAAAUUCACCCACCCCCAUAUAGGCCACCGCCGCCUUCUACUCACCGUGCACCCAUCACCUCAUAUCACCUAGGAGCUGGUGACUCUUUUACCUCUCGAAAGUCACGUCCUCAGUCUAACUAUGGCGAGGAGUCAUAUGUAUAGCAUACAGGACAUCUCGGUCUUACUUCGCCCACCGCGCUUAUUACACUUAGCGGCCACGCUGUGCUGCAUACACCGCCACAACUAACACUAGCCGACUCUCUGUUAGAUUAUUUCUCUAACGUACUAAAUGCUCAAGAUCAUAAGGCUUUUGUAUGUAUAGUAUUUGUAUUAUAUUAUGUAUAUUUUGUACAGAGUUACACUCUAAGUCAUACAAAUAAGGACCUCAAAUAUUAACUGUUAUCAAAUAUGUGGGUGGUGGGGGUGCUGCAGGGGAGCCUCCCCCUACCCCCUCAACCCCGCCCACCUCACAUCACCAAACUUUUGUAAAUUACUAUUACUAACUAUAUAAUAAUUGUUUAUAUGUUGUUAAUAAAAUUUGAGAUUUUUA